Salvelinus namaycush (lake trout) is the source of this 2074-nucleotide messenger RNA. RefSeq names its product calcium/calmodulin-dependent 3',5'-cyclic nucleotide phosphodiesterase 1B-like. The coding region runs from base 328 to 1461 and encodes 377 amino acids. Gene Ontology annotation, molecular function: 3',5'-cyclic-nucleotide phosphodiesterase activity. Lineage: Eukaryota; Metazoa; Chordata; Actinopteri; Salmoniformes; Salmonidae. Gene Ontology annotation, biological process: signal transduction. The record is from RefSeq and is a predicted model, not a curated record. The transcript has 13 exons.
GCAGGCUGGGGUGUACCAGAAGUGUUUCUCGGGACAGAGAACUUUGGGUGGUUCCGUUGAACAGUAGGUUAUCUGAGAGACCUUUUACUUUCCAGUUUUUUUCCCCAGGAGAGUCUACUCUCUCUCUUUCAGUGCUCUGUGUCACUAUGCCUGAGCUCUGUGAUUAGGAUUGUAAAGGACAGGAGAGUCUACUCUCUCUCUCUCAGUGCUCUGUGUCACUAUGCCUGAGCUCUGUGAUUAGGAUUGUAAAGGACAGUACCAUUGGGUUGUGCAGGGAGUGUCAAACUGUGAGUCUAAGGGUUUUUCCUUACUGUGACUGUGGGCUGGAUGGCUGAGCUGGUGAGAGUGAGGAAGAAACACCUCCAGAUGCCUAUCUCCAGGCUGAGGUGUAUGAUCAAACAACUGGAGGAGAAAGAAGUGGACUUUGAAGAUCUGAAGAAGAACUUGGACUACACAGCAUCCUUACUGGAGGCAGUUUACAUUGAUGGAACCAGACCGGGUCUGGAUGCAGAGGAUGACCUCCAGAAGCUGCACUCUGAUGGUGUGCCCACGGAGGUUACUGAUUGGCUGGCUUCAACCUUCACUCAGAGGGCCCGCCGCCCUGCCCGCCGCUCCGACGACAAACCAAAGUUCCGCAGCAUCGUCCAUGCAGUGCAGGCUGGGAUAUUCGUUGAGAGGAUGUUCAGAAGGGCCUACACUGCUGCCAUGCCGGACCAACCUGCAGCAGUCGUCAACUGUCUCAGGGACAUUGACCGGUGGAACUUUGAUGUGUUUGCUCUGAACACUGUCUGCCAUGACCACGCACUACAGACCCUGUUCUUGGAGCUGGUCACACGAUACGAACUCAACAGCAGAUUCAAGAUCCCCAUCUCCUGUCUGAUGUCCUUCUUGGAGAAGCUGGAGAAAGGCUACAGUAAACACAGCAACCCGUACCACAGCAGUGUCCACGCAGCCGACGUCACACAAACCCUACACUGUCUGCUCCUCCGUACAGGACUAGUGCACUGGUUGACUGAACUGGAGGUUCUGGCGUCCCUGUUUGCUGCGGCCAUCCAUGACUACGAACACACUGGAACUACCAACAAUUUCCACAUUCACACAAAGUCAGACUUUGCUCUGAUCUACAACGACCGAUCAGUCCAGGAGAGCCACCACAUCAGUGCUGCGUUCCGUCUUCUCCAAGACGACCAGGCCAACAUCUUCACGAACCUCUCCAGGGAAGAGUGGAUGGAGCUGCGAGCGCUGGUGAUAGAGAUGGUGUUGGCUACAGACAUGUCGUCUCACCUCGUCCAGGUCAAAGCCAUUAAGGGGUGUCUGCAGCAGCAGGAAGGCGUAGACAAACCCAAAGCGCUGUCCCUACUACUGCACACUGCAGACAUCAGCCACCCCUCCAAGCCCUGGGGUCUACACUCUCGCUGGACCAAAGCCCUCAUGGACGAGUUCUUCAGACAGGUUUCAUAGACUUCAUAGUGGACCCUACAUUCUCCCUACUGACUGACAUGGCUGAGAAGAUAGUCAUUCCCCUGGUGGAAGACAACCCAGGCCCACCAGACCCCUGCAAUCGGCAUAGUAAUCUGUGGAAGGAGAGUUCCAGAGGACUACAGUGGAGCCUGGCUCACAUCACCUCAGAACUGGUCACCUUCAGAUCCACCUGGACACGACACACAGAGGACAACAAGUUCAAAUGGAAGGAGAGCGGCUCCAAUGGAAUGUUGGAGCAGAACGUGACGAAGGAGCCGCCGACUGGUGAAGACGAACUGUUCUAACGCUGUAACGAUGCUCAACAGUAGAGAGGCCCUCUCAUGUAUUACGACGCCUAUGGAAACCAUAUGGAAACCAUAGUCAUUUAAUGAGGAUUGAAAUAAACAUGCUGGUCAUGUUAUUUGCUAAUUACCAAAUAUGUUUUUACCCAAACACAUUGUUUAACCAGUUAGGAAAACAUUGAUGGAGAAACGGAACAAAGAACAUGUGUGUAGCAUGGGUAGCAUGGGUAACAUGGGUAACAUGGGUGGCAGGGGUAACAUGGAUAACAUGGGUAGAAGGGGUAACAUGGGUAACAUGGGUAACAUGGGUA